This is a messenger RNA of Solanum lycopersicum (tomato), 2608 nucleotides long. RefSeq lists its product as uncharacterized. The record is from RefSeq and is a predicted model, not a curated record. Lineage: Eukaryota; Viridiplantae; Streptophyta; Magnoliopsida; Solanales; Solanaceae. Gene Ontology annotation, molecular function: phosphoprotein phosphatase activity.
ACCGUUGACAAAGAGCCCAGAAUCCCGGCCCACAUAUUUUCUAGCAGUUAGGGAGCACGACUGAAUCCAGCCUGACAAUUUCAAACGACACCGGAGUCUAUCGAAAGAUCACCGCUUCCCGUCGGCGGCGAACUUCCGCAAUCUCCUUUUCCGGCGAAUAGUGUUUUGAUUCAUCAGGUGCGCUCCUUAAAGUUCUGCAUAUCUAAAUGGACACACUUUCAACUGAAGAUUCUAUUAUGAAGAGUGCGGAAUUGAUAUCCAAGAAAAAAAGAAAAAGGGCGAGGCAGAAGGCUAACAGAAAGGUAAGAAAGCAAAGGUUGGGUCAAAUGCUGAAAAAUCUGGAGGCUCCUAAAAGUGAAGAAAGUUCCGUUGAAGAUGUUGCUAAUUUAGAGAACUCUGAAGCACAAUUGCCUCCUCUAGGACAUCUGCAAAUACAAACAGAAUCAACCAAAACUCUUUUGGAAAAGAGUUCUGUUAAGAGAAAAAGAAGAAAUAAAAGAGGUAGGAUGAAGGCGUUGGACAAAAAUGUUGACCCUUGUAGCAUGGAUCAGAACAAUGUUCCCUCAAAUCCAAUACUGCUGGAUAAUAAGCAUGGAGACGUAGAAAAUGACAAUCCAAAUAUUUCCAUUGAUGUCGUAGCUGGUUUAGAGAACUCUGAUGCUCAAUUGCUUCCUCUAGGACAUCUUGAAAUGCAAACAGAAGCGACCACAACUCUUUUAGAAAAGAGUCCUUUUAAGAAAAAGAGAAGGAAGAAAAGAAGUACGAUGAAGGCGUUGAACAAUUCAGAGUUAACCAUGCAAGUUCAGUCAGCUCCCAUAAGUUCAGAUGAUUUCUGCAUGAUGAGGAGUUCUCAUUUGAAGAGAAAACUUCUCAUCCUUGAUGUUAAUGGUCUACUUGCAGAUGUAGUCAAUCCACCGCCAAAAGAAUGCAAGGCUGAUGCAUGUUUCUCAAGACGGGCAAUAUUUAAGAGACCCUACUGUACUGAUUUUCUGAAUUUUUGCUUUGAAAGAUUUGACGUGGGCAUCUGGUCUUCUAGAUCCAAGAAGAACAUUGUUAAAGUUGUUGAUUAUUUAUUGGGAGACUUGAAGCAUAAGUUGUUAUUUUGUUGGGAUAUGUCGCAUAGCACUGAGACAAUGUUUAGGACACUUGAGAACAAGCAUAAGCCCUUGGUUUGCAAGGAGCUGAGCAAGGUGUGGGAUAGAUAUGAUCCAAAUCUACCAUGGGAAAGAGGGGAUUAUGAUGAAUCAAAUACUUUACUAGUGGAUGAUUCUCCCUACAAGGCCUUGCUAAAUCCGGUGCACACUGCAAUAUUUCCUCAUUCCUACAACUUCAAAGCCAAGAAUGAUAAUUCACUAGCUCGUUUAGUCAAUAGGUCUGCCACAAGAUUGGCUUCUCUAAAGCAGUGAGUUAUUUGCACUUCAGCUUGGUCCACAAUCUGAUUCGUGGAGUUUAUAACCUGCUUCAACUUGAGGUUGUUUGUAUUGCCUGUUCUCAGCAUCUUGGUCACUAAUUCUGUGUCCAGUUCAACCAAAUAUUGUUAUAUGCCUUCUGUACACACCAGUCGAUUCCCUCCUUUGCUGCAAAAGCUUCUGCAAAGCUGUUGCUACCUAAGUUGCUCGGACUCUCCAAAAGUGUUGCCGCAUCCAUGUUGGAACCUAAAAAAUGCACUACUUUAGAAGGGUCCAACAAGCACCUGAUGACAUUUAUGAAGAGUUCGAGCAACAUAGGUUGCUGCUACACUGCAAAGAAAGAGAGAAAGCCAUAACUAGAUAACCAUCCGUCCUAGCCUUGGUGGACAGAGCUACUUGGUACCUGUUGCUGGUGGGAGGUGGCAAGUAUCGCGUGGAAUUAGUCGAGGUGUGUGAAAGCUGGCCCGUACACCACGGUCAUCAAAACUUUUUUAUAGUUCCUAACUACUAUAAUACCUGCUUUGCCUGUGGCUUGAAAGAAGUGCUACCGUCUGUAUUGAUUUUGACACAGCCAGGACUUGGUUGACAUAACAGCCUUCCAAUUCACAGUUAGCCUCGACUUUCCACUUGCUCACAGCUUCAAGGUCAAAUCCAAGUUAACUUGUAUUUGGAAUAGGCCUUAUUUAUAGCUGCCUGCUUGAAUGAUCCUUGUCGAUCUGGAUAUCACAUUGACAUCGAUGUGAUUGAACUUCUUGUCUCCAAAUUUGAUAGCACACCAACUCCUCCGUAUCUCCCAACAAACUAUAAUUGGGGUUAUCUGCAGCAAUGUUGUUUUCCUUUUCAUGUUUAAUGUGACCCUUUUAGUUGUUAUUAGAACUGAUUCGGUGAUUCCUACCAUCUGACUAGUGUGAAUGGUAGUGGGCUUUAGACACUCUUGCUGCUUGAUUGCCUUCCUUACUUAAAGAUGUUAGAUGUGAUGCAACAUGCAAAGUUAGAUCAACAUACAUGGAUUAUGCAAACAACACUAUUUAUUAAGCAGGGGUGGGCUUAAUGAAUUUAUGCCAAUUUUUUUAUUUUUUCAUAAAGUGUUCCUUCCACUUCACAGAAGAGUGCAUUUCGCUUCGCACUUCAAGCCUCAUGGACACUUUUUGCUACUGAUGAUUAUUGAGUCGAGCGUUUCUUGGAAAUCUCUAAUUUAU